Athalia rosae (coleseed sawfly) is the source of this 728-nucleotide messenger RNA. RefSeq names its product 39S ribosomal protein L41, mitochondrial (gene mRpL41). The record is from RefSeq and is a predicted model, not a curated record. Gene Ontology annotation, cellular component: mitochondrial large ribosomal subunit. Bases 163 to 645 code for a protein of 160 amino acids. Gene Ontology annotation, biological process: translation. Lineage: Eukaryota; Metazoa; Arthropoda; Insecta; Hymenoptera; Athaliidae. Gene Ontology annotation, molecular function: structural constituent of ribosome. The transcript is spliced from 3 exons.
CAUUUUUCAGAUCGCGCCAACACAUUUCAUAUGAAUAUCACGUGGCUAGAGGCGCCAAAAGUAUGACGUCAGAAUUUAAAAAGCGUCACCGAUUCGCUUGUAAUCAGGUCACCCAGUCCAGUCAAUAUUCGUUAUAGCAGAAAUCAUCUAGCGUACUCUGCAAUGUCUUCGGCUUGUACAAUUUUACGGCGAAGUAUAUCAACUACCUGCGUAUGUCAUGGAAAGCGUAAUUUCCGUAAAUUCUUACUAUACAACAAACGCGGUACUCGUCUCUUCAAGGAACACCAAAGAACAGCUCUCAAUCCAGUCAUACCAAUUGAUCACCGUGGAGUGAGACCAGUUGGUUAUCACCAUGAUAAUGAAUUUAUCACAAUCCCUGAAAUGGUGCCUGAUAUUAUUGUACCAUCACUAGAAGGCUUUAAUCUAAAACCUUAUGUAGCUUACCAUACGGUAAAUGUAGAACAAUCAGAAUUUACUCCCCAAGAUUUGUUCGAUGCUGUUUAUGCUCCAAAGAUUCAUGAUGAUUUUCAAAAAAAGAAAUUAGCUGAAGACGGUAGUCCUUUAGAUCCAAAUGAGCAUGAAAAGCUCACAGCGGAAGACGCCAAACGAUUGGCAUCAAAAACAGGCUCUGAUCUUUUUGGUUAGUACUUCACUGCCACGCUAUUAAAUAACUUAGUUUUAUCAUCUGUAGAAAUUUAUGUAUGAAUAAAUUGGUCAAGUUCCACGUA